Molecule: messenger RNA, 1704 nt
Organism: Phytophthora infestans T30-4
Lineage: Eukaryota; Oomycota; Peronosporomycetes; Peronosporales; Peronosporaceae
Product: protein kinase, putative
Exons: 1
Coding region: 1-1704 (567 amino acids)
Biological process (GO): intracellular signal transduction; protein phosphorylation
Cellular component (GO): cytoplasm
Molecular function (GO): ATP binding; protein serine/threonine kinase activity
Source: RefSeq, a predicted model, not a curated record
AUGCUAGACCUAAAGGAGAGGGUGGCAACAGCACGACAACUCGCUGCUAAGAGCUCAUCAGCUCCUGUAAAGUGCAUCGGAGGAAGGCCAACUAAUGGAUUAUUUAUAAAAACUAGAACACGAAGAGUAAAUCGCUUGGACUGCGCCUUACAAGAUGCGAGGGUCUCCGCGUUCUGUUCUGUAAAAUCUCUAACGGCAAAAGAUCAGCUUCAGAGUGUCUACGACCGGGUUGCACGCAACAACGCAUUGCCGGAGCUACCAGCUCGAACCCCCACCCUUUCCAUGACACACCUCCAGUCAGCAGAGCAAGCAGUACAAUAUUUCAUUGACAAAAUGCGUCAAACAGCCGAUUCUUUAGAUGAACAAACGAAGGCCGCUAUAACACGAGCCUUAAUCAACGGUGAAGCCGGUAACCAAGUGGAUGGCUUAGUCUGCUGGUAUUCCAUGGGAAAUGAAAUUGGACGCGGCACAUUUGGGCGAGUGCGUGCAGCCACCCAUCGACUUAGCGGCACGUCCGUAGCUAUCAAAAGUUAUAGUUGUUUACAUGGUGCGAGGUCGUGCUUACCAGUUGAAGGCCGGGCUGCAAAAGACUUUGGUGAAGAUGCGCUUGAGUGGCGUCAAGUCCGACAAGAAGUGAGAAUACUAUCGAAGUUACGAGCACAUCCGAACAUCUUGCGGUUCGUCGAGGUCUUUGAAACGUCAACACGAAUACACGUCGUGACUGAGCUCUUGAGGGGAACCAGUUUGUGUGAAGUGCUACAACGAGCUUCAGGCCAACGACUAUCCGAAACGCGAGCGAAACGAGUAUUCCAGCAGCUUGUUGCAGCAGUGGAAGCUCUUCAUUCGCAGUGCGUGAUUCACCGCGAUCUGAAGCUUGAAAAUGUUCUUCUCAAUGAGGAAUCGGGACACGUUACUAUCAUUGACUUCGGGUUCAGUGACUUUGAAGAGCCUGUCGAUCCUCUCUCCCUUGCUUCACUAGACACCGAAAAUCGAAAGAAACAACCGAAGAAGAAGAAAAACUUUUGUGGCACUCCUGUUUACAUGGCACCUGAGGUGGUCACAAGUGAACAUUACGAUGGAAGACCGGUGGACAUAUGGAGUUUGGGUGUCUUGCUGUACUUGAUGCUAUGUGGUAAAUUUCCCUUUCAAGGUGCAAAUUUUCACCAACUUUUUCAGAAACUUCGUAGUGGCGCGCAGCAACUGGUGCUACCACCAACACUCUCUGUUGCAGCUCGUGCUUUGCUUCAGUCGAUAUUAGCCGUAGAUCCGCUAAAACGACCAAUCGCAAGCGAGCUCCGAGGUUGUUUGUGGUUGCAAGACAUCGAAACACUGGAAUUUUCACGAAAAGAGGCGGCAUCGUUUGAAGCGUGGCCCGGGACAAAUGAAAAAGUCUGUGAGGCACUCACUAAAUUGUAUGGUGUGCAGCUGAAUCUUUCAGAUAUAAAUAUUGCUAGAGCUAAGCCACGACGUCCUCGAUUGAGCGCGUUUCUGGAGCUCGCGACUGCAGAAUCAAGACAGCAUUUCCUGGAACUUAUUGCAGAAUCUGCGUCUUCAGAUGAUGUUCAGUCACCACAAAGCGACGAGUCUGACACGGAUUGUGAUGAGUCAAACAGCCACGAAGACGUCGCACCAUCCACACGACACAAACAGCAACUAGAAAAACUCAUUGGGCUAGUCAAGACGUCCCUCGCAACAAGCGAUUAA